GUGAUGUUGGUCCCCGUCAGUCUGCUGCUGUGUGUCGUUGGGGCUGUGAAUAUGGGGGGGUCUCAGCCCGUGGCCCCCGGCGAAGCUGGCAAACUGGGGGCAAAAAAUCCGGUCACAGCCCCCGGUGUACAGCAGAGAACCAGAAACUGGCAAACUGGCAGCCCUGGUAUCAGACAGGCCCCCGCGGACAGCCCCCGAGCCCCGGAACGGAAGAUCCAACCCAAAAAAUUGGAGAAGGGAAGGAAAGUACAUAAAAUGAGCCCCAACCUCUGCGGGGAGCAGUGCUGCGCAGGGUGGACGGUUGCCCCGAAGACCGGGGCGUGCACCAGAGCCGUGUGCUCCCCUCGUUGUAAAAAUGGCGGCGUGUGCAGAAGACCGCAGACUUGUUUGUGUAAAGGGGGCUUUGAGGGGCCUCGGUGUGAAACACGAAAUGCCUCGGCCCCUGCGCAUGCGCGGACGCAGGAGAGGGCGCUUAAUGCAACGUCUCCACCUCCUGGACCCUGCGCUGGAUGUGAAGCUGACCACCAGAAGUCUAACGCUCUCCAUUCUAUGGAGUCUCCAGCUGUCUCGGUCAUCAUGCCCGCUGUGAGCCCCAAGGAGCCCAUGACCAAUACCAGGGCUCCUCCCGCUAAACUGCGGCAAAGGAACCCCAAAACGCAGAUCCACUCGCCCAACAGCACAACCUCACUCAGCUGGCACUCACUGACUUUGAAGGAACUUCAGUCCAUCCUGCAGAGGAAGGGACUGGCGUCCAAAGGCAAGAUGGCGUCCAUACUGACCAGACAUCUGGAGGCGCAAAUGAAGCAGAUGGCCAGAGAGGGUCAGAAGAUAAACCUGAUUGGAAAUACCCCAAAUACCCCCAAUAAAGCAUCUGCCAUUCAUUCCAACCAAUCGGGUGAGUAA
Messenger RNA from Spea bombifrons (plains spadefoot toad), 903 nucleotides. Its product is annotated as latent-transforming growth factor beta-binding protein 2-like. Lineage: Eukaryota; Metazoa; Chordata; Amphibia; Anura; Pelobatidae. Gene Ontology annotation, molecular function: signaling receptor binding. The transcript has 4 exons. The record is from RefSeq and is a predicted model, not a curated record. Bases 4 to 903 code for a protein of 299 amino acids. Gene Ontology annotation, cellular component: cell surface; extracellular region. Gene Ontology annotation, biological process: anatomical structure development.